Molecule: messenger RNA, 1938 nt
Organism: Ogataea haglerorum
Lineage: Eukaryota; Fungi; Ascomycota; Pichiomycetes; Pichiales; Pichiaceae
Exons: 2
Coding region: 1-1938 (645 amino acids)
Biological process (GO): isocitrate metabolic process; tricarboxylic acid cycle
Cellular component (GO): mitochondrion
Molecular function (GO): magnesium ion binding; NAD binding; isocitrate dehydrogenase (NAD+) activity
Source: RefSeq, a predicted model, not a curated record
AUGCACGCGAACGUGUCUCAGCUCCCGUGGCCGACGCUAGACCAGCCGCCAUUCGUCACAAUGGAGCCCAACUAUGACUUCUCAGACUCCAGGGCAGAAUCUGAGGACUGGUAUGCCAAUAUAAACGUGCCCAGCAUGGGAUUGGUGGACAUCUCUGUUUUGUCAGACCCGCUGGUGCCCGAAGUUGCUUCGCUUGUUCCCGAAUACCAAAACACUCUCGCGCAACACGCGCAUACUAUACAGCCCGCUGUGGAACCCAGCUACAAGUGGCACGCUAAUACACCGAUUUUAUUCGAGCCAGAACGCGUCGUAGCUGACAGCAACAAGUUGAAAGCCGCGAGCACACAGCCAAAAAAGCAGUUCGCCUGCGAAUUGUGCGCAAAGACGUUCACGCGAAGAGAGUCCAUGAAGAACCAUGUCUCGUCCGUACAUCAGAGACUCAAGCCGUACAAAUGCCAGUACGCCAAGUGCACACACGAAUACUCUACUCCCUCAGACCUGAGACGCCACGUGCGCGAAAAACAUCUACGCAACGCCGAAAAGCUGUUCAUCUGCCAAGGUCGCACCGCAGACGGGAAUCUAUGGGGAUGUGGCAAACGGUUCCAUCGCUCUUACCAGCUCACAGGUCACUGGAAGAGCAAUAGGUCGCAAAGGAAGUGCCACAUUCCACCGGAUUUUGACUACACUCCUAUCAAGUUUCGGAUUCGAUUUCGGUCAUGCCUGCUAAAAAUUCACGGCCCCAGCGCCAGAGACCUGGCGGUGGUGGCCGCCUGGUACCGUGCUGAGCUGAAGAAUUUAUAUAUUUUGAAUAAUUCCGAGAUCACUUUAAUUCUUCCAAUGUUCAGAGCCGUCGCAAGAAGCCCUCUAUCGCUCGCAAGAACUUACGCCACCGGCAAGGUCACCGGUCAAUUCACCGGUAAGCCAGGUCCGGACGGCAAGUACACUGUCACCAUGAUCCCUGGUGACGGUAUUGGUCCCGAGAUUGCAGCCUCUGUGGAGGCCAUUUUCAAAGAGGCCAAGGUCCCAAUCACCUGGGAGCCUGUCGACGUGACUCCAUCGCUGAUCAACGGUAAGACCACCUUGCCAGCUGAUGCUGUUGCCUCCAUCAACAAAAACCUGGUCGCUCUGAAAGGCCCUCUGGCUACGCCUGUUGGUAAGGGACACCAGUCGAUGAACCUGACUUUGAGAAGAACCUUUGCUCUUUUCGCCAACGUCAGACCUUGUAAGAGCGUGCAAGGCUACAAGACUCCGUACGAGAACGUCGACACUGUUUUGAUCAGAGAAAACACCGAGGGUGAGUACUCUGGUAUCGAGCACGAGAUCGUGCCUGGUGUCGUGCAAUCGAUCAAGCUGAUCACCAAGCCGGCCUCUGAGAGAGUGAUCAGAUAUGCUUUUGAGUACGCCAAGUCCGUCAACAAGCCAGAGGUCAGAGUUGUCCACAAGGCUUCCAUCAUGAAGCUUUCCGACGGUUUGUUUGUGGAGACCGCCAAGGAGGUCGGCAAGGAAUACCCAGACAUCAAGCUUUCCUUUGAGCUGCUCGACAACACCUCCCUGAAGCUCUGUGCAGACCCAUCUGAGUACAAGUCCUUGGUCAUGGUGAUGCCAAACUUGUACGGUGACAUUAUGUCUGAUCUCUCCUCUGGUCUCAUCGGAGGUCUGGGAUUGACUCCAUCUGGUAACAUGGGUAACAAGGUGUCCAUUUUCGAGGCUGUUCACGGUUCUGCCCCAGACAUUGCCGGCAAGGGUCUUGCCAACCCUACCGCUCUCCUGCUUUCCUCCUGUAUGAUGCUGAGACACAUGGAGCUGAACUCCCAUGCCGACAAGAUCGAAGACGCCGUUCUGAAGACCAUUGCCUCCGGCCCAGAAAACAGAACUAGAGACCUGAAGGGAACCUCCUCCACCAGCCACUUCACGGAGCAGGUGAUCAAAAAUUUAUAG